UGAGCACUUGAGAAUAGAAAUUGAAUACAGAUUUAUUCAACUAAUUAUUUUUCGAUAUGUACCAAACAAUUUAUUUUUACAUUAUUCAACAGUUAUUAUUAUUUACCGCGAGGGUAGAGCCAUUAAGCGGUCAAGAAAUCGUAGCAGCUAAUAAUCUAGAUAUUUCUUUCAUGGCAUCUAUUCAAAAUACCACUGGAUACCACAUCUGUUCAGGAGUACUUGUCACGUUCCAAUAUGUUUUGACAAUUUUGAAUUGCCUACAAGGUAAACCUGUAAAUUAUUUUCGAAUUGCAUUUGGAAUGACCGAUUUACAACACCUUCUACCGUGUGGAAUAAACGCAUGGUACAGCUACUAUACGUGGGCUGCUGGACAAAAUUUGUCGGAUAUAAGGGAUGAGAAUGAUAUUGCUCUGAUAAAAUUAUCAAUCGAACCUAUGAAUGGUGUCCCCAUUCGUUUAACCCAAUGGAAUAAGCAACAACUCCAAGGAAAAACGGCGAUGAUUUUAGGAUGGACUCGACUUCAAAAUUCUGAUCAACUGACAAAAGGAAUCGUAAAUAUUUUGAAGGAUGAAGACUGUUCAAAGAUGAUGAAUCGAAUAACUAAUAGAAAUCAUACUAUAAGUUCAAAAAUAAUAUGUACUUUUGCUGAACCUUAUGUUUUAUUAGAGAAAAGAGAUGUUGGAGGACCAUUGUUAGAUCAAGAUGGAAACCUGUUGGGUAUUAAUUUAUACAGUGGUCCGAGAAGUUAUCUUUCUUGGGGCGAUUUCACCAACGACUUCAUACAAAAAUAUCAAGUGAAUCAUCAUUCUGCCCUCACUUAUCUAAACUUUCAACGUUUUAUUAGACACAUAUCGAUGCAUUACUAAACAAUAAUGUUUUCUGUAAAAACGCUCUUAUAAGCCGAGUGUCACGAUGUUUAGCAAUAAAAGUUGAUUAUAUGAAGUGAAUAUGUGACGGCUCGCGUACUUUAACAGAUCUUUAUUUGUUGAACAAACUGUUUUUGAUCGAAAGUAUUAUUGAACUUAUUGAAAAAGAUCAAUCAAUGUGUCAAUGAUCAAUGAAGAAAAGUAUGAAAAACCUGACCGAAGGAAAGUUGGAUACAAUA
This is a messenger RNA of Phymastichus coffea, 1105 nucleotides long. RefSeq names its product atrial natriuretic peptide-converting enzyme-like. The record is from RefSeq and is a predicted model, not a curated record. Bases 57 to 866 code for a protein of 269 amino acids. Gene Ontology annotation, biological process: proteolysis. The transcript is spliced from 4 exons. Gene Ontology annotation, molecular function: serine-type endopeptidase activity. NCBI's taxonomy places the organism in Eukaryota, Metazoa, Arthropoda, Insecta, Hymenoptera, Eulophidae.